AUCCAGGUCCAGAAGAAAAGAUCAGUUUCUUUCUUCACCAUUCUUACUUUGAAGGCAAACUCAACAAUGGCUAAUUCAUCAGGACUCCUCAAACUAGGGACUCUUGUAAUCUUCGUAUCCAUGCUUAUCAUGAGUUUCUCCCAUGGAGGGCAAGCACAAAUCUCCUGUGACACUGUUGACAACGACCUGUUUCCAUGCCUUAGCUUCGUCCUGAAUGGAGGAAAAGUUGCACCUGCUUGCUGUAGUGGGAUUAAGACUCUACUCAGCCUGGCUAAGACUCAAACUGAUCGCCAGAGUGUUUGUUCUUGCUUGAAAUCUGUUGCUCAGAGUGCUACUAAUGGUCAGCUCAAGAAUGCUGCUCAAAUCCCUCAUCUGUGUGGUGUUAAUCUCCCAUUCCAGAUUUCUCGCAACAUCGACUGCUCAAAGGUGAAGUGAGCUUGAUGGACAAUUGAGAUGCGUUGCAUCACUUUGCAAUCUUGAAUGGAUUGUAAAAAUUUAUCAUUAUUAAUACCAGUGAA
Coffea arabica (coffee) is the source of this 518-nucleotide messenger RNA. Its product is annotated as non-specific lipid-transfer protein 1-like. Gene Ontology annotation, biological process: lipid transport. NCBI's taxonomy places the organism in Eukaryota, Viridiplantae, Streptophyta, Magnoliopsida, Gentianales, Rubiaceae. Gene Ontology annotation, molecular function: lipid binding. The record is from RefSeq and is a predicted model, not a curated record.